UAUUACAAUUUUGAUGAAAUAAGUAUAAAAUAGUGCCACCAUGAGUGAUGAAAAAUCCAAGCCCACCUCUGUGCUGCAGCACAUUGAAUCGGCGCUAUAUGUGAUCAACCAGCUGUGCAUAGGAUUUGUGACCAUUUGGGUUAGUUGGACCUGUUUGCGCCAGGGUCUUUCGGGAAUUCGUAUCCAUGCCUGGCUGGUGACCUUUGGAUUUGUCUUCCUGAUGGCCGAAGGCAUGAUGUGCUUCUACGAUGGCAGUUGGCUAACACUCCGAUAUUCCCGGAAAUACAAGACUGCCUUCCAUGUGGUUCUUCAGAUCCUGGGAGGCGGUAUGGGCGUGGCAGGCUGUCUGAUCCAGUUAAUACGUGAUGAUUGGUCCAUUAGUGUCACAUUACAUGCCCGCUUGGGUUUUGCCGCUUUCGUCCUGUGCCUUAUUUCAUUACUGAGCGGUUUGGCCGCCUUCUUGGCGAGAUCCCUCAGCCGAACCAUCUCGCCGCUGAUCAACAAGACCUUCCAUGUGGUUCUCAGCUUUGCGGCAUUCGUAAUCGCCAUGAUGGCUCAGUUCUAUGGAUACACGCAAACUGGAAUUUUCAGGGGUCAAGGAGAGGACUUCGUCAUCCUCAUGCAGGUCGUCACUAUGGUCCUAAUGGUCAUAACCAGCAUUGGAGCUAUGAAAUCGCUCUACCAGAAAUUCGGCAGCUUGGCAAGUUAAGAACGGCUGUCGUGAAUCCUACAUCCUGUACAUACUGUAUACUAAUUUAAGAUAGACAAUUUAUAUAUUUAUGGCUUAAAUUAAUGUUAAUCUAUAAACAUUUUAUACCAAACAUGUGUUUCAUAACUUUAGUUGGUAAAACUAUUAUUAAGAAAAAUUAUAAUUCCUAAAAAAGGAUAUUUUUAAUUUUAAAAGUAACUGUUCGGAAAACUUACAAUAACAAUU
Messenger RNA from Drosophila suzukii, 934 nucleotides. RefSeq lists its product as uncharacterized. The record is from RefSeq and is a predicted model, not a curated record. Lineage: Eukaryota; Metazoa; Arthropoda; Insecta; Diptera; Drosophilidae. Gene Ontology annotation, molecular function: transmembrane monodehydroascorbate reductase activity; heme binding.